Molecule: messenger RNA, 1095 nt
Organism: Salvia miltiorrhiza (redroot sage)
Lineage: Eukaryota; Viridiplantae; Streptophyta; Magnoliopsida; Lamiales; Lamiaceae
Product: phosphatidylcholine:diacylglycerol cholinephosphotransferase 1-like
Molecular function (GO): diacylglycerol cholinephosphotransferase activity
Source: RefSeq, a predicted model, not a curated record
ACGGAACCACCACCACCACCCGCGUGCGCUCGCCUCCCACAACUAAAUCUAAACCACGCUCUCCCACCAACGGCCACUUCUCGCUCUCCCCGGAUUCCGACAUGCUCAAGAAGAAGCCGGCGGCAGCCGCAUUCCCCGCCUAGAAAACUCGUCGCCGACGCCCAUUUCCUGAAAUGGACGGCGGCGGAUGCAUUGGGCGUGCUGCGCGACCACCCCAUGCCCUGCGCCUUCGCCGUCUCCCUCUUGUUCUUCAUGGCCGUCGAGUACACCCUCCGCAUGAUCCCGCCCAUGGCGCCGCCGUUCGAUCUGGGCUUCGCCGCCACCGCCACGCUCCACCGCCUGCUCGCCGCCCGCCCCGCGCUCAAUACGCUUUUGGCUGGCCUCAACACGGUAUUUGUUGGGAUGCAGACAGCAUAUAUAAUAUGGACGUGGGUAAUUGAGGGGAGGCCCAGAGCCACCAUCUCAGCACUCUUCAUGUUCACAUGUAGAGGAAUUCUUGGAUACGCCACACAGCUCCCUUUGCCUCAGGGAUUCUUAGGGUCGGGGGCGGAUUUUCCGGUGGGGAACGUGUCGUUUUUCCUGUUCUAUUCAGGGCACGUUGCAGCCUCGGUGAUCGCAUCGCUAGACAUGAAACGGAUGCAGAGGUGGGAACUGGCGUAUGCAUUCGACACCCUCAACGUGUUGCAAGUGAUUAGGUUGCUGACUACGAGGGGUCACUACACGAUCGACCUGGCCGUGGGCGUCGGGGCGGGGAUGCUGUUCGAUUCCCUCGCCGGGAAGUAUGUAGACAGCAAGAACACCAGAGCAGCUGCAUUGUGUAAUGGCAAUGGGAGUGCUGCCUUGUACAAGUCUCCCAAGUGAAGGGAAUUUGUGUAUUACAUCUUAAACCGAGUUGUUGAAAUGCAUGAUUGUGAUGAUCACACAAUUCAAGCAUUUGGUUCAUGUAUAAAACCCAUCUGAGUUCAGCCUAGAAGAUGUAAGAAUGUUAAGCUUAGUCUUUACCUAAUCACACAAGAAUACGCGACGAAUCUAGAAUUUGUGUACAUUCUGCUGCAGGGUGCAUUUGAUUAUGCAUUAAUAAAUUCGAUUAGGAUA